Cebus imitator (Panamanian white-faced capuchin) is the source of this 1219-nucleotide messenger RNA. It is a transcript of the gene IL17D, whose product is annotated as interleukin 17D. Bases 263 to 871 code for a protein of 202 amino acids. The record is from RefSeq and is a predicted model, not a curated record. Lineage: Eukaryota; Metazoa; Chordata; Mammalia; Primates; Cebidae. The transcript has 2 exons. Gene Ontology annotation, biological process: inflammatory response. Gene Ontology annotation, cellular component: extracellular region. Gene Ontology annotation, molecular function: cytokine activity.
GGGAGGCGGUGGCGGUGGGGGCCGGGGGCGCGCGGGCCGGCGCCGGGCAGGGCCCCGGGGACCCCGCGGGCGGCGGGCAGGCGGGGAAGGCGCUCGAGGGCCAGCCCGCGCGGCUCCCAUCCUCCGGGCCGGCCUCCGGCUCUGCGGGGCGAGGGGAGGCGCCCGCGGGCUCCGGGCGCCGCGGGCGGGACACGGGCGCGGGGCGCAGGCGGGCUCCUCCGGCGCGCGCGGGCGCUGAGCGUGGCCUGUCCCGCAGGUCUGGAUGCUGGUGGCCGGCUUCCUGCUGGUGCUGCCGCCGGGCUGGGCCGCGGGCGCCCCGAGGGCGGGCAGGCGCCCGGCGCGGCCGCGGGGCUGCGCUGACCGGCCGGAGGAGCUCCUGGAGCAGCUGUACGGGCGCCUGGCGGCCGGCGUGCUCAGCGCCUUCCACCACGCGCUGCAGCUGGGGCCGCGCGAGCAGGCGCGCAACGCGAGCUGCCCGGCAGGGGGCAGAUCCGCCGACCGCCGCUUCCGGCCGCCCACCAACCUGCGCAGCGUGUCUCCCUGGGCCUACAGAAUCUCCUACGACCCGGCGAGGUACCCCAGGUACCUGCCCGAAGCUUACUGCCUGUGCCGGGGCUGCCUGACCGGGCUGUUCGGCGAGGAGGACGUGCGCUUCCGCAGCGCCCCGGUCUACAUGCCCACCGUCGUCCUGCGCCGCACCUCCGCCUGCGCCGGCGGCCGCUCGGUCUACACCGAGGCCUACGUCACCAUCCCCGUGGGCUGCACCUGCGUCCCCGAGCCGGAGAAGGACGCAGACAGCAUCAACUCCAGCAUCGACAAACAGGGCGCCAAGCUCCUGCUGGGCCCCAAUGACGCGCCCGCUGGCCCCUGAGCCCCGGUCCUGCCCCAGGAGGUUUCCCAAGGCGCCUACGCUGGAGCCGCCCGGAGGGCUCGACCUCUGCAGAGAGCGCACGGAGCAAACCUGAGCACCGGCGCCGCCUUUCCGUGGAGACUCAACAGCUUCAUCUGACAUGGGCAUCCCUGGCUUGCUUUUAGCUACUAAUGGGCAGGGUGGCUGGAAGCUGAUGGGAAACGAUCCGGCACGGGCAUCCUGUGUGUGCCCCGCAUGGAGGGCUUGCGAAAGUUCACGGAGGCUUCUGGAGGAACCUCCCAGGCCGGCUGCUGCGGGUGCAGGGCGUGAUCCCCCGCUGCGUGCUUGCCAAAGAGAUAGGGACGCAUA